GAGAGCAGAGGAACUUCAAAGAGAUUUAACAUCCCACUAUCCUUCAUUCAUUAAGCCUAUGGUUCGAUCACAUGUAUCUGGUGGUUUUUGGCUUGGACUUCCGACAAAGUUUUGCAAAGAAAACUUUUCUCCUAAUGAGCUGAGAGUGAUUCUAGAAGAUGAGAAGGGUAAGGAACAUGAUGUCCUGUACCUUGGGAGGAAGAAUGGUCUUAGUGGUGGAUGGAGAGGCUUUGCAAUAGAUCAUAAUUUAGAAGAUGAGGAUGUCUUAGUAUUUGAACUAAGCGAGCCGACAAGAUUUAAGGUACGCAUUAUAAAGGCGAUUGAGGGAGAAUCACCUAAAACCGACAAACUUGCAGAUUGUGCCGCUGCACUUUCCAAGACUAAAGGAUCGAGUGGAACGAAGGAGGAAAUUCAGGCAGUUUCGAAGAAACGAUCCCUCAAAACUGGCUCCGCGAAGGAAGCGCUAAAGGCAACAAAAUGCUGA
Molecule: messenger RNA, 484 nt
Organism: Asparagus officinalis (garden asparagus)
Lineage: Eukaryota; Viridiplantae; Streptophyta; Magnoliopsida; Asparagales; Asparagaceae
Product: B3 domain-containing protein Os05g0481400-like
Exons: 3
Coding region: 59-484 (141 amino acids)
Molecular function (GO): DNA binding
Source: RefSeq, a predicted model, not a curated record